This is a messenger RNA of Strongylocentrotus purpuratus (purple sea urchin), 1806 nucleotides long. RefSeq names its product carbohydrate sulfotransferase 11. Gene Ontology annotation, molecular function: sulfotransferase activity. The transcript has 3 exons. The record is from RefSeq and is a predicted model, not a curated record. Gene Ontology annotation, cellular component: membrane. Gene Ontology annotation, biological process: carbohydrate biosynthetic process. Bases 283 to 1440 code for a protein of 385 amino acids. NCBI's taxonomy places the organism in Eukaryota, Metazoa, Echinodermata, Echinoidea, Camarodonta, Strongylocentrotidae.
UCUGCCGGUACCUGUACAUAAUCACAACAACAUCAUCAUAAGGCUCUGAAUAAUGGGACAAUGAACAUUGUGUAGUCCGACUACUUCGUUUGCGUUUUCCUAGCCGAAAGUUUUGAGAACGACAUCAAUGCUCUUUUGGUGAAUCUCGAUCCUUAGCCAAAUUUCAAUCAUCGAAUUGUUUUACAUCGGGCUGAACAGCACACGAAUGGAUUUUUGUAACAUUUUCAUCAAAGCCUCCGUAAAUGAAGUCGAAGAAAGAGCUGUAUUAAUUGUCUACAGAAAAUGAAGGUGAAACGGCGAUUACCUUCCUGGGUCAUACUUUUGGUAUUCUCGACAUCCUUUGGUUUAAAUGUCUUUCUCUACAUCGAUAAACGACCCGCCUCGAACAACUUGAAUCCAAUGUUCCCCAGAGUCAUACCUAAGGAUGAUGAUAAUGACGAAUCGGAAGGAAUUGUUGCUGUCGAUGAAGAUCGUCAAUCUGCCGUUGGUGAUCGCCCAGCUAAACUUGAAGAAAAGACAAAAACCACAAUGAAGUUACAUGUUGAUGUCCUAAAUCGGCAGAAAGUGCGCAAGACUGUCCUACGUAAGGCUUGCUCCGAAUUCAACACACAUCCAUCGACAGACCGCAAUCUGACCAAAGAGGAACUCGCCUCACUGCAGCACACCUUAGUUAUUGAUAAGUAUCGCUUGCUGUAUUGCUAUGUGCCAAAGGUAGGCUGCACUAGCUGGAAGCAACUCUUCCUCGUGGCCUACGGCAUCGUCGAUAUCAAGGAACGUCAGAGAAGUAUGCACAAGGAAUCCAACUCUGCUUUCAAGACACCGGGCCAACUGGAACAGACAGAGGCCAAUCAGAAACUCCAAGACUACACUAACUUUCUGUUUGUUCGCAAUCCUUUUUCACGCCUGCUGUCGGCCUAUCGCCAAAAGAUGGAUGGUAGGAAUCCGCAGGAUCGCAAGCAAUGCCCCUUUUGUCAUCCUGUUACCCAGUGGUUUAUCGAAACCGAUCCCGAAUAUCUGAAAUGGAGGAAUAAGACUCAACCAUAUUCGUUCCUGGAGUUUGUUCGAUUCGUCAUCGCGCAGAAAACACAAAACGAUCACUGGACCGUUCAAUACGAAUUAUGUCAUCCAUGUCUGGUCGAGUACGACUUCAUCGGAAAGUACGAAACCGUGCAAGAGGAUUCAGAGACGUUUUUAAGAUCGGCGACGAACGAUUCCUCGCUCAAGUACCCAGAUACUGAUCCUGCAAAGCAAAUCACAAACAGUUCCAGUGAUGAGAACAUGGUGAAGUACUACCGCACCAUCCCGAACGAUGUCUUCAAGUCCCUUAUCUCUUUCUUCUAUCGUGAUCUUAGAUUGUUCGGUUAUUCCAUACCGGAUGCUAUAACGAGACCACAUUUACGGUUGUCGAAAUUACAACUGAAGUUAAAGGAACUUGAGUAGUUUAGGCCACCGUACCCGCUGAGAGAAAAAAUGGUUCUAAAAGGGUUUUAUCAAAUUGUCCAUAGGUACUAAAAGGUGAUAUCUUUUACAACCCAAUUACUUGGAGAAAAUGUUUCUUUUUUUACCAAUUUCAGAAAUAUGAAAUCGAUUUAGACAAUGCAAAUAAUAAUUGAAGACCGAAUCACGUUUAACAAAAUAUAAAAUAAUCUUGAUGCAAUGGUUGGCGGGAAAAAUGGUGUUACCUAUAAUUCUCUCGUUUGUUUCUCAUUCAGUCAUUUCUCCUUUCAGAAUGAAAUCGAAUAUAACUUUGAUCUUUUUUAAUUAUUCCAGAGAAACUGUUGAAUAAGGGACAAGAUUUACAACCCA